UUGAAAAUUCCAAAAACGCACGUGGUUGUGACUUGUGAUAAAAACAUAUGUAAAUACAGUGAACAAAAGCUGUAAAAUAAUGUUUUUUACGUAUUUUAAUUAAUUUGUGUAUCAUUAAAAUAUAUUAGACAAUAUCUGUUUUGUAUUUUACAUAUAAUUUAAAAAAUGGAGUCAGUUAAUGAGCUUGAAACAUAUCUUUUAAUGAAUUAUAUUGUUGCCGAUAAAGAUAUUUAUAUACCUUCGGCGGUAAAACAAAUAUUGGAUGGAAAAUACGAAUUAUUGCUUGAAAAUAAGAAUUUAUUGUCUUUAUCGGAAACAAUUGAUAAUAUUGAAGAAACAAUUGUGAAAUUCAUUAAAACAGACAAAGAUCAACAUUUAAAUUGGCUUUCAAUUGGAAUUGCUUCACUAUUACAUUUUAUUCAACACAAUUGGACAGGACCAUCAUCUAAAUUGGAAAUUGAAAAUUAUUCCUUUCUUCGAGAAAUAGCAUUUAAAAAUUUAUCAUUACACGAUGAGUGCAAUGAAAAUAUGUCUCGAGCAGAAUUUUUAUAUUUAGCAAAAAUAAUUUUUUCAUGUAAAGAAUUACAAUCAUCAUUUGAGAGUUGUGCAUGGUGGCUUCUUAGAGCAAAUUAUGUUCAUCAAUUAAUUUUAGAAGAAAAUUCAACAAUAAUAUUUCAACAAUUUGAGAAAUUAAUUGAAAUUAUUUCACAAUCUUCCCUUUUAGAAAAUUAUUGUCUCAAGACAAUUUUUAAUUUGGAAGUAACACAUUUUUAUUUAUACUAUAGACGAGUUCAAAGUUCAGAAAUUUUUUUUGAAAUUGCUGAAAAAAUAGCUGAAUUAAAAUUAGAAUUAAAAGGUGCAUUAGGUGUGCGUACCAAAUAUCAACAGAUGGAAAAAGCUCAAUUAUUAUUAAAAAUUAAAAUUGAAAAAGAAUUAUUUCCAUCAAGGCCCUCCGAUGUUACGCCAAAUGCUUUGAAUUUAAAUGAUGAUUUAAGAUUGGAGAAAAUUAAAUUCUCUGAGGAAACACAAAAUGUGAAAUUGGGUUCUAUUGAGGAAGCAAUUAUCAUGACUAAAUAUUUUCAUCUUCAACUUUCGCAACCAAAACAUCAACUUACUUCUGAAGAAAUUACACCCUAUUUAGCUAGAGUGAUUGAAAAUACGAAUAAUUGGUCCCUGAAAUUAUCGUCAUUAUAUCAAAGAUGUGUUAAUGAAUCGAAUCAUAAAAGAACGAUAGAGCGAUCAAUAGCACAAAUGGAAUAUUUAAUAGAUCAGGUGAAUGAUGAUAAAGCGCAAAUUUCUCACAGAAUGGAUAUGUUUUUUGUUAGUGGCUUAAAACCAAAAUGGUCAUUUAAACAAACGCUUGCAGAUCAAAAAUUGAAUUUGGGACUUGUAAAAGGAGCUCUCGAUCUCUAUUUAAGUCUUCAUCUUUGGGAAGAUGUGGUUCUUUGCUAUACAAUUCUUGGCUUAAAGCACAAAGCUGCGGAAAUUAUAAAGCAAGAAAUUGAUAAAAAGCCGUCAGUGAAAUUAUGGUGUUUACUUGGAGAUGCAAUGGAGGAAGAGGAACAUUAUGAAACUGGUUGGAAAUUGUCUGAAGAAAAAAGCAGUCGUGCACAACGACAUUGGGGAAUCUUUCAUUUUAAUAAGAAAAAUUACAUUGAGGCCGUGGCGCAUUUAAAACUUUCUGCAGAGUUGAAUAAUAUUCAAGAAAGUGUUUGGGCGAGACUUGGAUUCGCUUGUUUAGAAAUUGAAAAUUGGGAAUUAGCCGCUACAGCAUAUAGAAGUUUUUGCGCUUUAGAUCAAACGUGCUUUGAAGCAUGGAAUAAUUUGGCAAAGGCCUAUAUUAAAUUAGGCGAAAAACAACGUGCCUUUCGAGCUCUUCAGGAUGCAAUUAAAUGUAAUUAUGAUCGAUGGGAAGUUUGGGACAAUUUAAUGGUCGUCAGUAUUGAUUUAGGACGAUUCACAGAAGUAAUUCGUUGUUAUCAUCGAAUUAUUGAAAUUAAAGGUCAACAUUUGGAUGUGCAAAUUCUUAAUAUUUUAUCAAAUGCCAUAAUUGACGAUAUUAACGAUGCCGAUGGCAAUAAGACACGAAAUAUUUUACCAAAAGCUUUAGAACUUUUUGGACGAAUAACAUCUGUAUUGCCAAAUAAUGCUGAUGUAUGGCGACUUUAUGCCGAAUUAAAUUCUCUAAAUAAUGAUGAUAUUAAUAAUCAAAAAACAGCACAAUAUUUGCAAAGAGCAUAUCGUGCCUCGGUUUCCGAUCCAAAAUGGUUUCAACGAUUAGAAUCAGUGGAAAAUGUUUUAAGCAUGUGUAUUAAAUUGGCCGAAGCUUAUGAAAAUUGUUCGCAAAAUUGUUCAGAUAUACAAAAACGAGGACUCCUUGGAAGUGCAAAAUUAUCACUUCAAUCAGUUAUUAAAAAAGUGAAAGAUCAAGAAUUAAGUCAACAACAAGAAAUUAUUAAUAAUUUGCUGAAAGUUGAAGAAAAACUUAUUAAUAUUAUCGCGGAUUUGGAUAAAAUAAAGUAACAUCGGAUCAUGAAAAUAUUAAAAAAAAAAAAAAAAAAAAAACUGUUUUAAUGGAAAUUUUUUUUAUUAAAAAUAUAUAAAAGAAAAAUGAGAUUUUAUUGUUUUUAAAAUAGAAAACUUUUUUUCAUUUUGAAGAAAAUUUUUCUUUUCUUUAAAUAGUAAUU
Molecule: messenger RNA, 2687 nt
Organism: Leptopilina boulardi
Lineage: Eukaryota; Metazoa; Arthropoda; Insecta; Hymenoptera; Figitidae
Product: tetratricopeptide repeat protein 27
Exons: 7
Coding region: 166-2523 (785 amino acids)
Molecular function (GO): protein binding
Source: RefSeq, a predicted model, not a curated record